This is a messenger RNA of Penicillium pulvis, 2103 nucleotides long. RefSeq lists its product as uncharacterized. Gene Ontology annotation, molecular function: quinone binding; primary methylamine oxidase activity; copper ion binding. Lineage: Eukaryota; Fungi; Ascomycota; Eurotiomycetes; Eurotiales; Aspergillaceae. Bases 1 to 2103 code for a protein of 700 amino acids. The record is from RefSeq and is a predicted model, not a curated record. The transcript has a single exon. Gene Ontology annotation, biological process: amine metabolic process.
AUGAAAGAACCGGUUUCAGUCCGCGUGGUUUCACACCCCUUCGCCAGCAUCACUGCCCCGGAAAUCGAAUCAGCAGUAGAAAUCACGCUCCCAUUAGCAACAGUCCGCCACAAUGUGAACAAGGACCAAAUUGCGUUCAAGUCAAUUAGUCUCAUAGAGCCUCCAAAGAGCGACAUGAUUCCAUAUCUGGAAUUGGAACAUGCCGGGGAACCACCAGCCAGUCGGCCUAAAUUGCCUCGUCGUGUGGAACUUCUUUACUACAUCAAAAACACGACAAAAAUCUACGAGGAAAUUGUCUCUCUAGACGAUAAGAGUGAACUUGCCCAUUUUUCAGUACCUAACAUCCACCAAGGGUUCAUGGAUGCACUGGAAAAUAGAGGCGGCAUUGAAGUUGUUCGCCAAUCGAAGCUGUGGGCCGAUGCUCUUAAGGAGCUCGGUUUAAAUGACGACAUAGAGCUUCUGUAUGAUGCAUGGCCACAUGGCGCAGACAAAGACACCGCGAAGAUACCACCUCGUCAUUUGAGAGCCAUUGCCUACGUCAAGGGACCAAAAGGAUCUCAUCCGGAGAAUAAUCGAUAUGCAUUCCCGCUUCCUAUUUCUCCCGUGGUGGAUAUCUUGACUCGCGAGGUGAUUUCGAUCAAUCCGCUACCAACAGCUGGGAUAGAGCCAAAAGAGUGGCUAGGCUCAGCAUUUAAGCAGGAAGAAAGAGGAGAAGGCAAGAAGGAAAAACACGAAGUAUCAGGGAAAUGGUGGGAGAAAACCGCCCUCAAGGACUGCCGGCCAAGCAACUUUGUCGACGACCUUCAACCUCAGCGCCGAAAAGACGUUAAACCCAUCGUCGUUACCCAACCAGAAGGUGUGAGCUUUACCGUCAAAGACGCAUCAUUGGUGGAGUGGCAGAAAUGGAGCUUCCGAGUGAGUUUCAAUUUUCGCGAAGGAAUGGUGGUUCAUGAUGUCCGAUAUGACAAUCGGAGUCUGUUCUACCGACUCAGUUUGAGUGAGAUGACUGUUCCUUAUGGUGAUCCUCGCUCGCCGUAUCAUACCAAGCAGGCGUUCGACGUGGGAGAUGCUGGUGCUGGUGCACUUGCCAAUACUCUCCGAUUGGGCUGUGACUGCCUGGGGUCGAUCUAUUAUUUCCAUGGACUGUGCAAUGGAUCGAGUGGACAGCCGAUUGAACUGCCAAAUGUGGUAUGCUUACAUGAGGAAGACAAUGGGAUUUCCUGGAAGCAUACGAAUGAUGCCACUCAUGCCAGCGUCUCUGCUCGAUCAAGGGUCUUGAUCCUGCAAACCAUGAUCACCGUUGGAAAUUACGAUUAUAUCAUGGCUUGGAAGUUUGAUGAAGCGGCCAAUCUUUCUUACGAUGUCAAAGCCACCGGAAUCUUGUCUACUCAUCUUAUUGAGUCUGGCAAGGUGUCGCCAUGGGGAAAUGUCGUUGCUCCCGGCAUCUUCGCUCAGAAUCAUCAGCAUCUUUUCUGUCUUCGAUUAGACACGGCAAUCGACGGAUAUAAAAACUCCGUCCAAACUGAAGAAUGUCAUCCAUUGGAAAUGGAUGAUUCUCUGAACAUCCACGGGAAUGCAUGGGAAGUGCGAAAGGACAUCAUCGAACAGCCCGGCUUUCGCGAUGCAAACCCCCUGCAAAACCGCGUCUUCAAAAUAAUCAACGAAAAUAGCGUGAAUCCAUACUCCAAGAACCCGGUGGGAUACAAAUUUAUGCCUCCACCGUCCCAAAUGCUUCUCGCUCAUCCGUCCUCGGUUAACGCGAAACGCGCCAAAUUCGCGCAGCAUCAUGUUUGGGUGACGCGGCAUCAAGAGGGGGAUCUGUGGGCUGGCGGGAAAUGGACCACCAACUCAUCAGAGGAAAUCGACGGAAUAUCGAAGUAUGUUGCAAGCAGUGGUUCUGUGCGAAAUGAGGAUGUGAUUGUGUGGAUUACCUUCGGAAUGACGCACUCACCGCGCGUGGAAGAGUUUCCCGUCAUGCCGACAGAGUCAAUGUCAGUGAUGCUGAAACCAGUCGACUUUUUCACACACAAUCCUGCGUUAGAUAUGCCUCGAAACUAUACCGGCGAGGGAUCCGUACACGUUAAACAACCUCUAUGUCAUUAA